Talaromyces atroroseus is the source of this 2760-nucleotide messenger RNA. RefSeq lists its product as hypothetical. Lineage: Eukaryota; Fungi; Ascomycota; Eurotiomycetes; Eurotiales; Trichocomaceae. Bases 1 to 2760 code for a protein of 919 amino acids. Gene Ontology annotation, molecular function: polygalacturonase activity. The transcript has 3 exons. The record is from RefSeq and is a predicted model, not a curated record.
AUGUAUAUAGAGCUUGUGUGGAUGGCUUUUGCCUCCACAGCAGCGGCAAAUAUUGGUCCAUUGCCGCUGCCAGAGCCAACUCAGCUUUUCGCUCCUGACAAUGGCCUGCUCAAGUUGUCACCCGAGCCUAUUUCCGCUCUCGCCGGGGCUCUACUGCCUUUCCUGUUUACGCAAUCAGGAUCACCAGUACCGACAUCUGCGCAAGAUUCACCUUCAUCCCAAACGCCUUCUCCUGCUGCUACCAGUACUACUCCCUCUCCUGCUGCUACCAGUACUACUCCCUCUCCUGCUGCUACCAGUACUACUCCCUCUCCUGCUGCUACCAGUACUACCCCCUCUCCUGCAACUCCCAGUACUACUCCCAGCUCGACACCGGCCAGUAGCUCGGGGUAUAACAAUGGAGGUCCAAAAGUGCCCGGCAGCACUCCAAGUGUGAGCCGAUCGGCCAGUCGAUCAGCGAGUAGUACUCCAGGCGGCUCAAGUAGCUCAGGUAAAACCAGCACGAACUACUGCAUGGGUGCACAGACAACCCAAACGCCAACCGAAUACUGGUUACACGCACAGGAUCAUACUGGGAACGGUCGAGGAUAUGCCCCUUUUGUCGAAGGGAACCCGUCGUAUCCCGUAUAUCGCGAUGUGACGGCGUAUGGCGCGAAAAAUGAUGGUACAGGAAACCAGACCUCUGCUAUCCAACAGGCCAUCAACACUGAUGGCCAGGGAGGCACCCGCGAGAGCAAGGGCAACACCUAUAUGCCUGCCGAGGUGUUUCUACCAGGGGGUGUAUACACGCUUGGAAGUACGCUCACUCUCCGCCUGGGAACGAUCAUAGUGGGAGACCCCUUGAAUAGGCCAAUAAUUAAAGCGAGCUCUGACUUCAUUGGUUCUACUCUUGUCAAUGGUCAAGAUCCUGCCAGUGGACACCCGGAGACUGUUUUUAUGAUUGCUAUGCGCAAUGUCAUCCUUGAUACUACGGACAUCGACUCGUCUUACUCCUUCACAGCUUUGCAGUGGGGAAUUGCGCAAGGGUGUGCCUUGAGCAAUGUGGAAAUAAACAUGCCGCAAGAUUCUGUUGGACAUAUUGGUAUUCACCUCAAUGGCGGGUCUACUAUUGCAGUUACUGAUGUUACAAUCAACGGUGGCGGUAUUGGCAUCCAGAACUCAAAUCAGCAAGUGAACUUCAAAAACAUCAAUUUCAAUGGCUGUCGAACUGGUUUUGCUGCAACUGGAGGGUUCACCGUCGUUCUGCAAUCUGCCACUUUCCAAAACUGCGGGCUCGGAAUUGAUAUGACAAAAAAUGAUCUGGGGUCAAUGGUAGUGCUAGACUCUAGGUCAACAAAUACCGGUACGCUAGUCAAGUUUCAUGAUUCUUCAAACGACUCUGGAUCCCGAAACAGCCAGAUUGUGAUUGAGAAUCUGUCUAGUAGCGGCCAAUAUCCUAUUGCUGUAACUUCGGACGGAACAACAGUACUCAAUUCCCAAAGCUAUGUUGACACAUGGAUUUACGGAAACGAUAUACCAGGUUCCUACAAGGCCGGUGAAAGUGCAUACACAACACGGCCAAGUACCCUUCUGGAUGGCAAUGGUCGAUACUUCAUACGCAAACAGCCAGAUUAUUCUAACUAUCCUGCUAGUCAAGUCGUGAAUGUAAAGAAAGUAUCCGGUCUUCCCGUCAAGGGAGAUGGCGUAACGGACGACUCGACAAAUUUGAAUGCUAUUCUUCGUCAAAAUGCUGCUAACUGCCAAAUCACAUAUUUUCCUUAUGGCGUCUAUAUUUUGCGAGAUACGCUGUUUAUUCCCCCUGGCAGCAGAAUUAUUGGUGAGGCGUGGGCUGUACUAUCAGGCGCAGGCUCUGCUUUCACGGAUACAUGGAAUCCACGGGCCGUGGUCAAGGUCGGCUAUCCCGGCGAUGUUGGCGUUGCUGAGAUCCAAAACAUGCGCUUCACCGUCUCUGAGGUGUUACCAGGUGCUAUACUUUUGGAAAUUAACAUGGCAGGCACCAACCCAGGUGAUGUCGGCCUUUGGAACACUUUAACUACAGUUGGUGGUACGGCGGACACGUCGGUCUCAACUAGCUGUAUCAACCAAGACCCAAGCUACUGUAUGGCAGCUUUCAUGCACGUGCACCUCGCAGAGUCAUCUUCGGCGUAUGUCGAAAAUCACUGGGGUUGGACAGCAGACCACAAUCUAGACGGCGGACCUUCUGUCAUCGUUAUAUCUAGCGGCCGAGGUAUCCUCGUCGAAUCCACUCGAGCUACAUGGCUCGUUGGCACGAGCUUUGAGCACAACUGGCUAUAUCAAUAUAAUAUCCAUAGUGCUCAGAAUAUCUACGCAGGCAUGAUGCAGACCGAGACUCCCUACAUGCAAGGUGAAGGCGCCAUCCAAACGGUACCAGCCCCGUGGAGCAUAUCAAACCAGUACAACGACCCGGACUACUCCUGGUGCUCCAGUACAGAUCAACACUGUCGCUCCGCAUUAUCGACAAAUGUUGACGGGGGAUCCAACAUCAUGCUAUACGGCUCUGCUGCAUGGGCUUUCUUCGAGGGAACCUGGAACGGCCUUUACAAUACCCCAUGUGCCAGCGGCAUAUGCCAGACGAAUAUGAUGCGAGUGACUAAUACCACGCAUAAUUUGGCAUGGUAUUCAUUGAGCACGAAGUCGACUGAUGUGAUGGUGCUAGAUGCACAUUCUAAUCCCAGGGAAUAUAACAAUCCUGGUGGGUGGUCUGGGAUGAUACAAGCCUAUCGUCAAUUUAUGGCCUGA